This is a messenger RNA of Phytophthora sojae, 897 nucleotides long. RefSeq lists its product as hypothetical. Bases 1 to 897 code for a protein of 298 amino acids. The transcript is spliced from 3 exons. NCBI's taxonomy places the organism in Eukaryota, Oomycota, Peronosporomycetes, Peronosporales, Peronosporaceae. The record is from RefSeq and is a predicted model, not a curated record.
AUGUACGCAGACAAUUUCAAGGCUAUGCUGGCGUUCGCCCCAGUGAAUGAUGUGAGGAUGUCGUUAAUGACGCCGUUGGAGUCGUACAUUCGCCUUGGGAAGGACUUGGGCGAGAGGAGAAAGACUAUUCUGUCGCUGCGCAAGGAGAAGCUGGACAUGACGUACAAGUUCAUCGAGCAGAAGACGCUUGGAAUGGACUGCAAUAAGCCCCACGAGUUCUCGGAUAUGUUCGACAAGUUCGGCAAACACUACUGCGUGAACUUUACUAUUUCCAGAUAUGACGGGGUGAGCAUUUACCAGGUUGCUCGUGGGAUCUACAACCAGCUCACCGAGAAAGACGAAACUCUGAAUGAAGCCAUAGGAAUUACUGCGCAGCGGGAGUCAACCGGGACUCUAAAGUGUAACUUUAUGCACCAGCGAAUUAUCGCGCAACCGAAGCAGACGGGAAGGAACUCAGUCAAGAUGCCGGAAAUGGAGUCAAAUGGCGUCUUUUACUGUCGAUUUGGAGACAACUCAGCUGUUCUGGCUACCGACUACGUUGACCACGAUGAGCUCCAUCCGUACGACGAAUCGAAUCGCAUAAGAAAGGAUAUGUCCAGUGGUGUGGUGCUCACGGCUCAUGAUGAUAGCGAUGGGAAAAAGUACGUCGUGGUGAAGCGAUACACGAUGGCCAAGCUGCACAUGUAUCCGCACAAGGUCGCCCAAAAGCAGCAGGAUCGGUUUUUCCUCAGCAUGUUCCACUCACACGACAACAUGAAACGACUAGUCGUGGAUCGUGUACUCCAGCACAGUGACACGGGCUGCUCAUGCACAGGAAACAAGACAAGCUGUUGCUGUGCAAGUGACGAAUCCAGCAUUCCGUGCGGAGGUCACGCGCGCGCUCAGGUCUCUGUAUAA